Molecule: messenger RNA, 1131 nt
Organism: Fonsecaea monophora
Lineage: Eukaryota; Fungi; Ascomycota; Eurotiomycetes; Chaetothyriales; Herpotrichiellaceae
Exons: 2
Coding region: 1-1131 (376 amino acids)
Source: RefSeq, a predicted model, not a curated record
AUGUCAUAUACACCUACUUAUAUGCGAAGAUUCGUCGAGAAAGAAACCGCGAAGCCCAGAAAAGGUUUCCAACUCGAGCAAACGGUUGACGAAAUAUUCGGCAUCCUUUUGACACUUGCAGGCGAUAUCAUCCAGAGCAAGAGUCUUCUGACAGAGCAAUCAAGUCUCAUUACUGCUGUCAAAAGCUCUAUGGAACAGGCUCUGGCUUUAGCGAAAAGGGUCAGCGAUUCGCAGGGACAUUUACAAGAACCCACCAACAGCACGGCCGAAUUUCCAAGUGAUGGCCAUGCUUACAGCUGGAAAGCCCCGGAGAAGGGGGUGGACAACCUCGAGCCAAUUAUUACCGUCAAUGGAUCCCAAAGGACCUGUCCGGAAGACACAGCACUACAUACCAAAAAGCCCAUGGUUGUGCCAACAGUGCAUCAGCAAACUUUAUACGAGGAUCAUUCCAGUGACCUCGGGAUUCCAUCAUCGAUCGAACUCCCAUUGCUUCCACCCACUUCCGAAGUUCUCGUCUUUUUGCAGACUCUUGGCUCAUUCCCACUCCGUCUACUACAAAACACACUCUCCCACGGAUGCUUCUUCCUUGAAACGGCUUCGACGAAGGACCUGUAUGAUAUCUUUGGCUCCGCGUUGCUCUUCCGCUCCAAGGAGCAGCUUCUACACCUCUUUCGGUGGUUCUUGGGUCCAGGCAGCCGCUUCAUCUACAGAACAUCAGGAAUUACAUGGGGUGGCCAAGGAGGCAUCAUGGCGCCUACACCAUACCCUGCCGUGAGCACCAUUAUUGAUGCAGAUCAGCACGGCCAAGGCUCGGACUUCCUCACCGUUUUUGGCGUUUGCAAGCAACUACAGACCCUGAGCGCUAGGGUAGUCGACUGCGAUACGAUCGAGAUCAACAUCCCAAGUUCACAACCGCCACACAUUACCCAGGGUAACAAGUCUUCCUCCCCGACCUUUGGGGGUCUUCUCAACUUUCAUUCGGGGCGCCUUCUGGGAGAUGCCUCCCUCACUCUUCGUCUGAGUACGCAUCUGCUCAUUGCGAAUCUGGUUCACACAUCGGCUUGUUGCACUCACGGUCCAGGCUUUCCGCAGAAUAAGCUUGGCCAGGUUAUCCAAUCCUCGACAAUUUGA